Messenger RNA from Acomys russatus (golden spiny mouse), 1596 nucleotides. It is a transcript of the gene Tfap2e, whose product is annotated as transcription factor AP-2 epsilon. Bases 1 to 1596 code for a protein of 531 amino acids. The transcript is spliced from 7 exons. The record is from RefSeq and is a predicted model, not a curated record. Gene Ontology annotation, molecular function: RNA polymerase II transcription regulatory region sequence-specific DNA binding; DNA-binding transcription factor activity, RNA polymerase II-specific. Gene Ontology annotation, biological process: anatomical structure development; regulation of transcription by RNA polymerase II; regulation of cell population proliferation. Gene Ontology annotation, cellular component: nucleus. NCBI's taxonomy places the organism in Eukaryota, Metazoa, Chordata, Mammalia, Rodentia, Muridae.
AUGCCGGCACUUGUGAAGCUGGAGCAGAAAGUUCAUGAGUCCUGGGCUAGCCUGAGCUACAACAUGAACUACAGCGACACCCUGUUCCAUAAGCAACAGCAGCAGCAACACCCCCGAGAAAGUUGGCAAGGUUGGAGGUUGAAGUGUGUGGUAUCAUUUGUGGUGCUGCAGCAUUCAGGAGAAGCAGCUUUAACACAACAGCAGGACCCCCACGAACUGAGGGCACCUCGCGGGCUGCUGUCUUCAGCCGCUCCCGGGUCACCUAACACAUGCCUCCCCCUUCUGCAGGAGCGCCCUGACGGGCUGGGCGCUGCGGCUGGAGGGACCCGCCUGUCGUCUCUGCCCCAGGCGGCCUAUGGGCCCGCGCCUCCCCUGUGCCACACUCCCGCCGCCUCUGCCGCCGCCGACUUUCAGCCUCCCUACUUCCCGCCGCCCUACCCGCAACCGCCGCUGCCCUACGGCCAGGCCCCCGACGCCGCCACUGCUUUCCCGCACCUGGCCGCGGACCCCUACGGCGGCUUAGCGCCCCUGGCGCAGCCGCAACCCCCGCAGGCCGCCUGGGCCGCACCCCGCGCUGCGGCCCGCGCUCACGACGAGCCGCCCGGCUUGCUGGCGCCACCCGCCCGCGCUCUGGGUCUCGAUCCGCGCCGAGACUAUGCUGCCGCGGUACCCCGACUCCUGCACAGCUUGGCCGACGGCGCGCACGGCCUGGCUGAUGCGCCCCUUGGUCUUCCGGGUCUGGCGGCGCCGCCCGGCCUGGAGGAACUGCAGGCGAUAGAUGACCCGGGAAUGAGCCUCCUGGACCAAUCCGUGAUCAAGAAAGUCCCCAUUCCCUCCAAAGCCGGCAGCCUCUCCACCCUCUCUCUGGCCAAAGACAGCCUGGUUGGCGGCGUCAGCAACCCCAGCGAGGUCUUCUGCUCCGUGCCGGGCCGGCUGUCGUUGCUCAGCUCAACAUCCAAGUACAAGGUGACCGUGGGGGAGGUGCAACGGCGACUCUCACCUCCUGAGUGCCUCAACGCCUCCCUCCUGGGGGGUGUCCUCCGAAGGGCCAAGUCCAAGAACGGGGGCCGCUGUCUGCGGGAACGGCUGGAGAAGAUUGGGCUCAACCUGCCAGCUGGCCGUCGGAAGGCCGCCAAUGUGACUCUGCUGACCUCACUGGUGGAAGGAGAAGCUGUGCACCUGGCUCGGGACUUUGGUUAUGUUUGUGAGACCGAGUUUCCAGCCAAGGCAGCUGCUGAGUACCUAUGCCGACAGCACGCUGACCCUGGGGAACUGCACAGCCGCAAGAGCAUGCUGUUGGCUGCCAAGCAGAUCUGCAAGGAGUUUGCAGACCUGAUGGCUCAGGACCGGUCUCCACUGGGCAACAGCCGCCCAGCACUCAUCCUGGAGCCUGGGCUGCAGAGCUGUCUGACACACUUUAGUCUCAUCACUCAUGGCUUCGGCGGGCCUGCCAUCUGUGCUGCCCUUACUGCCUUCCAGAACUACCUGCUAGAGUCACUCAAAGGACUGGACAAGAUGUUUCUAAGCAGUGCGGGCAGUGGCAGUGGGCAUGGAGAAACCAAGGCGUCAGAGAAGGAUGCCAAGCACCGGAAGUAA